AGUUUAGAACCAGUUUUUAUCGGUACAGACCCCGUGACCCGAAACACUUUAGGAACCUAAUCCGCAAUUAAACCCCGUCCCUCAUUGCCUCCCACCACCGUUCAAUACUUCCAACACCACCGUCAAAUCCACCGCGCGCAAGUGAGAUCGCAACCGGUAGCAAGAAAAAACAGGUCGGAGUUAGAACAAUUCGGUGCGCACUCCAAUGUUGGCACUUCUGCGAGCUCGUUGUGCGUCGAAUUUUCACACUCUUCUUCAACCAUGGAAGCUAGGGUUUUCCUCUCUGUCUACUACCAUCAACAUUGACGGCGGCGUCAGUAAAUGCGUCCUGGAUCUUCAAGAGAUCGAGAAGGUUUUGACGGACGUUAAAGCCGAUGACGUGAAGGUUAUACCAGUUCCCGAACACUGCGAUUGGGCUGAUUAUAUGGUACUUGCCACUGGCAGAUCAACCUGGCAUGUAAAGAAUAUAGCUCAAGCCCUAAUUUACAAGGCUAAGCAGAAGCAGAAAGGAGUUGAGCGAAUGAUGCUACCUAGUGUGGAAGGGUCAGAGGGUGGAAAGUGGAUUGUCAUUGACUCUGGGAAAGUGAUAGUUCAUGCACUUGAUGAAAAAGCAAGAGCUUACUACAAUUUGGAGAAUCUUUGGACCCAUGGGUCAAUUCAACAUGAGUCUACUGAGGAUUUACAAAAAGUUUUGGUGAAGGUCCGGCGGAAAAACAAUUCCAAGAAACCUGCCCAAAAGAAUGCUUAAUUGGUGUUUCGAUGAAAGAGAGCUGCAGAUAAUGACCAUUAAGUACAUUUUAUCUUACGCAUCAGAUAUAAACAAUAAGUAAUUUGUAAACAGAUCGGCAACUUAUCUGGCAUUUUACUUGUUCCGAAUAGAAAUUUUGCCUGCUUGUUUGCUGCAAUGUUAUAAAGUUUGGAGGAUGUAAAGUUGAAGUUUUCAGGUUAUCUACCUAGAGCUGUCUUUCUUGUUUUCA
Molecule: messenger RNA, 977 nt
Organism: Cicer arietinum (chickpea)
Lineage: Eukaryota; Viridiplantae; Streptophyta; Magnoliopsida; Fabales; Fabaceae
Product: protein Iojap-related, mitochondrial
Biological process (GO): negative regulation of translation; negative regulation of ribosome biogenesis
Molecular function (GO): ribosomal large subunit binding
Source: RefSeq, a predicted model, not a curated record